AUGCGUUGGUCUUCAAUUUCAGCAGCUCUACUGCUUGCUGCAAGCACCUUUGUUGGAGGAUGCCUCUGUGCCUCAGCUUCCUCAACCGCCUGUGCCGGAAACACACCAGCGACCCGUGACCAAUGGUGUGACUCUGACAUCCAAAGUGACUACUACACGGAGGCCCCGGACACCGGGGUUCUCCGAGAGUAUUGGUUGGUUCUUGGCAAUACCACGGCUGCUCCUGAUGGCGUCCCUCGCAAUGUGUUGACCGUUAACGGCACAUCACCGGGACCUACCUUGCACGCCAACUGGGGAGAUUGGGUGCGUAUCCAUGUUUACAAUGGACUGGAGAACAACGGUAAAGACAGUUCCUGA
Messenger RNA from Aspergillus fijiensis CBS 313.89, 357 nucleotides. RefSeq lists its product as uncharacterized. Lineage: Eukaryota; Fungi; Ascomycota; Eurotiomycetes; Eurotiales; Aspergillaceae. Gene Ontology annotation, molecular function: copper ion binding. The record is from RefSeq and is a predicted model, not a curated record. The coding region runs from base 1 to 357 and encodes 118 amino acids. The transcript has a single exon.